This is a messenger RNA of Chlamydomonas reinhardtii, 641 nucleotides long. RefSeq lists its product as uncharacterized. NCBI's taxonomy places the organism in Eukaryota, Viridiplantae, Chlorophyta, Chlorophyceae, Chlamydomonadales, Chlamydomonadaceae. Bases 89 to 319 code for a protein of 76 amino acids. The record is from RefSeq and is a predicted model, not a curated record. The transcript has 2 exons.
CUCGCGACGUCCUUCAUUGUCUUCCCGUUUCACGCAGCCAUUUCACGCAGCCCCAGGCGGAGGCCCCUUGCUGGAUGCAUUCCCGACAAUGAAGGACGUCGCGAGCAAGGACGAUAUCACACGGCUUGAACGCGCAAUGAACUCGCGCUUUGGCCAGAUGAACUCGCGCUGUGGCCAGAUUCAGCUGCUGGCUGUGCAGCUGGCGCUCGCGGUGGUCGUCAUCCUGGGCCUGGUGGCUGGCGCGCUGAUGCUUCUCCCCGUAAACCCCAGCAGCGCUUUUGGCAUGGUGGUUUCCGCCUUCGUCAAGAAGAACAUUUAGUGUCGCUUGCAAGGCAGGCCCCUUCACGCCGGCGUUGCUCUCCCACUCAGCAUCUGCACGCGUGGUGGCUGUGAAGGAACGAGCUGCAAACCGGCGGCAGCAGCCAGGCUUUGCACGGUCUCGCAGCACAGGGCAGCCGAGCGCGCGGGCGUGGCGGCAGGCGGGCGCACAACAGCCCGUCGCGCGGGCGCGCGGGCAGCCGAGCGCGCGGGCGUGGCGGCAGGCGGGCGCACAGCAGCGGAGGGAGCGGCAACGAAGACGAUGACCAGCGUGGGCCCCGUGGCGGGCCGGGCCGGGCACCCGGGGACAACCCAAUGCCGGG